This is a messenger RNA of Trichoderma virens Gv29-8, 729 nucleotides long. Its product is annotated as glycoside hydrolase family 45 protein. The transcript has 3 exons. NCBI's taxonomy places the organism in Eukaryota, Fungi, Ascomycota, Sordariomycetes, Hypocreales, Hypocreaceae. Gene Ontology annotation, molecular function: cellulose binding. Gene Ontology annotation, biological process: carbohydrate metabolic process. Bases 1 to 729 code for a protein of 242 amino acids. Gene Ontology annotation, cellular component: extracellular region. The record is from RefSeq and is a predicted model, not a curated record.
AUGAAGGCCGCUCUUUUUAUCACAUCCACCAUUGUGGGCGCUGCUUCCGCGUUCAAGGCUCGUUAUUACGAUGGGCAGGAGGGUGCUUGUGGAUGCGGCUCGAGCUCCAGUGGUGCAGCCUCCUGGCAGCUUGGUAUUAGCAGCGGAGUCUACACAGCCGCCGGCUCUCAGGCUCUCUACGAUACAGCCGGCGCUUCGUGGUGCGGCGCGGGCUGCGGUAAAUGCUACAAAUUGACAUCGACGGGACAGGCGCCUUGCUCCACCUGCGGUACGGGUGGUGUUGCUGGCCAGAGCAUCAUUGUCAUGGUCACAAACCUCUGCCCCAACAAUGGAAACGCUCAGUGGUGCCCAACGGUCGGUGGUACUAACCAAUACGGUUACAGCUACCACUUCGAUAUUAUGGCAAAAACCCCAGUCUUUGGGGAUAACGUGGUUGUUGAUUUCGAGCCUGUAGUCUGCCCAGGUCAGGCUACUUCCGACUGGGAAACUUGUCUCUGUAUUGAUAUGCAAGAGACGGAUACUACGCCUGUUGGUCUUGGUGACCCUGGCUCGCCUCCUUCCAGCAGCUCAAGCCCGCCUCCAGCGACAUCAUCAACACCACCAUCUGGUGGAGGAACACAAGUACUCUUUGGGCAGUGUGGAGGCAUUGGCUGGACAGGUCCUACGACUUGUCAGCCCCCAGCCACUUGCAAGGCGCAGAAUCAGUGGUACUCUCAGUGCCUCAAUUGA